This is a messenger RNA of Theobroma cacao (cacao), 1701 nucleotides long. RefSeq lists its product as uncharacterized. NCBI's taxonomy places the organism in Eukaryota, Viridiplantae, Streptophyta, Magnoliopsida, Malvales, Malvaceae. The record is from RefSeq and is a predicted model, not a curated record.
GUCAUCCAUUCAACCGUUGCUCAACCUUUGCUUCCCUGUACGAAAAGACUGAGAUAAGGAUUAGGCCUAAUUGACCCAAAUACUAGAAAAAUAUCAUACAGCCUCACCGCUAGAUUCUGUUAAAAGAGUCAUCCAUUCAACCGUUGCUCUGUUUUGUCUUUGCCCGCUCCGCUGCCAUGGCUUUGAGCUUCUUCUGCAGUUCCGCAAUUUGCCCUCAACAUCAGGUGAAUGUGACAUUUGGGUGCAAAAACUCUCUUCAGAACGUGAAAAACCUCAUCAAAUCAAUUGGGGUUCCUUCAAAAUCGUGCUCCCCGCAUGAAUCUCUCCGAAAGGGAAACUGGGUCAAGCUCAUAUGUGGUGCUAGCUUUGAGGAUGUAGUCGAUAUCAGGAAUCUCUCCCUUGUUUACACUCUAGCGGGAGUUGAUUGCAUUGAUUGUGCUGCGGAUCCAUCCGUAGUCAAUGCUGUAAAUGAAGGCAUUGAAACAGCCAGGGAGAUUGUACCUAUUAGAAGGCCUUGGGUGAUGAUAAGUGUUAACGAUGAUGAAGAUCUUCAUUUCCGUAAAGCCGAAUUUGAUCCAAAGAAUUGUCCAUCCGACUGCUCAAGGCCUUGUGAGAUUGUUUGUCCUGCUAAUGCUAUAUUCUUUGAGAGAGAAACAGCAACAGUGGAAGUUCCCUUUGGUGCAAAUCGAACCGGUGAAUCAAAGGGCGGAGUCAUGACAGAACGCUGCUAUGGUUGUGGUCGUUGUUUUCCAGUUUGCCCGUAUGAUAAAAUAAGAGAGGUUACAUAUGUAAGAGAUGCUAUGGCUACAGCUGAACUCCUUAAAAUGAAAGAUGUUGAUGCCGUAGAGAUACAUACAAGUGGAAGGCAGACACAUCUCUUCGGAGAACUUUGGGAUGAAUUGGUGGAUUCAAUCAGAUAUCUGAGAUUAGUAGCAGUCAGCUUACCUGAUAAUGGGGAUGCAACUAUUUCGUCAAUGAAUGAAAUGCAUGCUAUCAUGGAACCGCAUCUAUCUUGCUUCAACCUAUGGCAGUUGGAUGGCCGUCCAAUGAGUGGAGAUAUCGGACGAGGUGCCACGAGAGAAUCAAUCGCUUUCGCUGUUCGUUUGGCUGCUUCAAGAGAAAGACCUCCUGGUUUUCUGCAGUUAGCAGGUGGAACUAAUGCUCAUACAGUUGACGGUCUGAAGAAAAGGGGACUUUUUCAAACACACAUUACUUCUGGUGCACCUAAACAACUGCAUUCUUUGAUUGGAGGAAUAGCAUAUGGUGGUUAUGCUCGGAAGAUUGUUGGAAGAGUCUUGAGUUCCAUGCAUUCCCAGCACGGUCUUACUAGCAUCGAGCAUCACCCUGAGCAUCUGCUGGAGGCACUUAAAGAAGCCCUUCACUUGGUUGGAACUGUCAAGUCCUAUAAGCACUUUGCCACGCAACCGUAGGCCGGCCUGUUUCUAACAUUCAGGUACCGCUCUUUCCAAAGGCGAUCCAUAAUGCUUGAUGCCCAAUUAUUUCAACUCUGUUAGGAAAAUCAUCUGUCUCCCUUCAAAGGCAAAGCAUUGAUCCUGAAAGAUAGAUUAAGCCGAAACCUUAUGAACAUUACCACAUGAAAUUUUGUCCAAUUUUUUAACGUUAAAUUUUAGGGCAGUUUACUUUCUUAGCUACGUUCAUUGUUGCUCAAAGAAAUGAAUAGCGUAUCCGUGUUCACUAUGA